GGUAUUCUCUUUUUCUCUUUCUGUCUUCUGUCUUGUUUGCAUAUCGGGCAGAGAGAUGACGACGGCGGCAAGACCGACGUGGGCUCCGGCGAAAGGCGGAAACGAGCAGGGAGGAACGCGAAUUUUCGGCCCUUCGCAAAAGUACUCCUCCAGGGAUCUCGCUUCCCAUACGUCGCUGAAACCUAGAAAGGAUGGACAGGAUACCCAGGACGAGUUGCAGAGGAGGAACCUCCGACAAGAGUUGGAGGAACGAGAGAGGAGGCAUUUUUCCUCUAAAGAUAAAUCUUAUACAGAGGAUAGGGAUAGGAGGAAAGGCGCGGGGACAGGGCAGCUUCUCCUUGAAGGAGGAAAAAGAGAUACCGAGAAUCGAAUUGUUCCCCGGAGCAUAGAUGCUGACGACUCCGACGUUGAAGUUAAAAGUGAUGAUGAGAGUGAUGAUGAUGAUGAUGAUGAGGAUGACACGGAAGCUUUACUGGCUGAGCUUGCGAGGAUUAAAAAGGAGCGAGCUGAGGAGAAUCUUCGCAAGGAGCGACAGAAGCAGGAAGAGGAUUUGAAGGCUAAGGAAGCCGAGCUUAUGCGAGGCAACCCGCUAAUCAAUCUCAACAAUUCAUCUUCCUUCAAUGUUAAAAGAAGGUGGGACGACGGCGUUGUGUUCAAGAAUCAGGCUCGUGGUGAGGCAAAAGCGCCAAAGCGUUUCAUCAAUGACACCAUCAGAAAUGACUUCCACCGGAAAUUUCUUCAGAGGUACAUGAAAUGACUCAUCUGCUUUACUGUGGAAGGAAGCCUACAGGGUCCUGAAGUUUCUUGGAUAUCUUGCUUGAUUUUUAUGAUGAUUAUACACUAAUUACUACGAAACAGAAGUUUAUGUCUUCUGCUUCGAACUUUUAUGGCAUCUACAUGUAUAAUAUUGAAAUCUUUUAUAUUUGUAAAUCAAUGAUGUUAUUUGCAAUGUUGCAAAUGAGGAUAAAAUUCUCACC
Molecule: messenger RNA, 977 nt
Organism: Phalaenopsis equestris
Lineage: Eukaryota; Viridiplantae; Streptophyta; Magnoliopsida; Asparagales; Orchidaceae
Product: protein CWC15 homolog
Exons: 7
Coding region: 56-757 (233 amino acids)
Biological process (GO): mRNA cis splicing, via spliceosome
Cellular component (GO): catalytic step 2 spliceosome
Molecular function (GO): RNA binding
Source: RefSeq, a predicted model, not a curated record